Messenger RNA from Spirodela intermedia, 2887 nucleotides. Lineage: Eukaryota; Viridiplantae; Streptophyta; Magnoliopsida; Alismatales; Araceae. The record is from the annotation of a GenBank genome assembly.
AUGGAUAAAUUGAAUUUUCAAGCUUUGGGGGAGCGUCUAAAGAUUGGUGGUGAACGUCUGAAGGCUGGUGGGGCUGAGAUGAGCAGAAAAGUCAGUUUAAAGAUGAAAGAGAUGCUUCAAGGACAGUCCCAAGAGGCUAAAAUGGUUGAUGAAGCCACAUCGGAAAACUUAACUGAGCCAAACUGGGGCCUUAAUCUGCGGAUAUGUGGGCUACUGAAUGCAGAGGAGUUGAAUGGUUCUGAAGUCAUGAGGGCGAUAAAGAAGAAGAUUGCUUGCAAAAGUACGAUCAGCCAAAAGUUGAGUCUGGAUUUGCUGGAUGCUUGUGCCAUGAAUUGUGAUAAGACUUUCUCUGUGGUGGCAUCAGAAAAAGUUUUAGACGAGAUGAUUAGGAUGAUUGAUAAUCCCCAAACACAUCAAAGUAAUAGGCUUGUAGCCUUCCAGAUGAUAAAGGCCUGGGGUGAGUCAGAAGAUCUUUUAUAUUUACCCGUUUUCCAGCAGAUAUACAUGGUAAGCAAUGUCUCUGUAUCUUCUUUUUGGUCAUUAAAUUAUUUUUUUGCGUCGUUUUCCACUUUGAAAUUUGAAGACCAGAAGUCCCCUUGGAGAUCCAUUGCUUUCGAGUAAAUUUGAAUUCAGCUUUUUAUCGCGUUUCAUUCUGCUGUUUUCAUUUCUUAAUAGAUUCAUACUUUUAGGUUUUGGAUUUUUUUUUUAUAUUUGUAUCCAGUGUUUUUAUUUGGAGUUGUCUACAUGCAGAGAAAAAUUACAAUUUACUCACAUCCAUCCUCUUUUGCUGACCUGUUUCUCCAUUUUAUUUCGCCUAUUCAUGUUUUGGUGUUCAAAUUGCCUUUAAGUUUGUGGCAAUUACUUUUCGUUGAUAAAAUUAAAAAAAUUUAGGCAUAUAUGCUAACUGUUCACAGGGUCUAAAUGGCACCCAAAUCCCCAUCGAAGUGCAAAGAUGACCUAGAAACGACCGAUGUAAAUCACUAGGGACUGGGCCGAACCUUUACGCAAGGAGGUCGGGCUUGACGGUCACUUUUAUGGGGAGACAUGUCUCGGCAUCAGCUCAUGAUGAAGCCAAAAUACUAGACAUAUCUACUGCUUCUUCCAAACUUUGCAAUUACACCAUAGUCAGUAAACAACAAUACUGGUCACUGAGCGAAUUUUUUUAUGUCCUAUUAUGCCAUUAUGUUGGUUUACACCCUAUAGAGAGCAUACCUUGCUGUGAGUUGACCAAUGACAACUUAAUGAAUAUAUUUGGGAACUUAUCAAAUUGAACUUGAGCGAAGGAGAAUUUGAGAUGUGCUAUGAUGUCAGGGGGGGAGAACUCUGACAUUUUUCUUGAGAACGUUGUUUCGUUCUGAUAGUGUUGGUGGAAGAUCGCUCUGAGCACUCAUGUCGUGGUUAUAUGAAGUCUGCAUUCAUAUUUUAGUCACAGCAGCAUGAAGGGAUGAACUCCUCAACUUGAAGAUCUUAGUUGGUAUCACCUUGAAAGAUCCUAACUUGAUUAGAUGGUGCCUCACCACGAUUGAUUUUUCAAAAGUACCCUCUCUUUAGAAGUUCAUUCAGCCUAUUUUAAAAUUCGUGCUCCGGGUUUUCUUUUGAAUUCUCGAAAAAAUUGACACAGAUUACCAUGUAUCACGUACAUCUUUGGAGCAUGCACGUCUUCUUUACUUUGCUUAUGUUUAUUUUUUAUAUAAAUGGUGUAUAAUUACUAGUAUACGUCAUAAAGUUAGAAACGUCUCCAAAUUUUAUUGAUUUGGAUCCUAUUUUCCUGCACGUCAAUCUGUUAUACCUUUUUUUUGUGGGGGGAACUACUGUUCCUCUCGGCUUUGGGAACAUUUUGUCAGAUAAAUCUGUGUACAAUAAUGUUUGCAGAAUUUGAAGUCAAGAGAUGUUCCCUUCAACACGGGGGAUGGUGGUAAUCUGUCUACGGAGUUCACUUCUGCGGAGUCAGGGUUUGGUGAACCAUUAUUCUCUCUUCCUGGACUGCACCCUAAUCUUGAUCUUGGCCAUCAUCAGAAUGUGGAUGUAGACUUAGAUGAUAUCACCUACCUUGGCAGUGGCCUUUCGACGGAAGAAAAGAACGAAGUACUUGUUGUGACACGGAAUAGCUUGGAGAUCCUUUCUUCUCUUUUGAACUCUGAGAAGCCGAACGAAGCAAUCAAGGUACGCGUUCUUCUCCCUCUUCUUGGUUUUUGCUGUCAGAAAAAAGAGCCAUCGUCUUCCUGUGCAUGGUUUCUGUUGUCUUUGACUCCGGGAAAGCCCGUAUAUUUCUGUUGAUGCUUAGUCGAAAGUAGCUUCGACCAUCCCACUCACAACUAGUCGGCAUUGAGGGAAGCAAUGCUAAAUGUGGUGGAUUGAGGGAACCCAACAGCAACAGCCAUCGACUUCUCAUCAAACUCGAAACUAACAGACCUGGAGUGCAGCUGUCUCGGUGCAAAAUCAAGAUUAUUUUUUUUUUGUGUGUGUGAAGUUACUUUUGUUUAUCGUUAUUCAUCAUUUGUGGCUAAUCCCAUUGUUUAGAUGACGAUGCUUCAGACAAGCAGAUGGUAAAAUUACGUGGCAUCUCGCUGUGGUGGUGCAGGACGAUCUGACGUUGGGCAUGCUCGAGAGGUGCAGGGACGCGCAGCCAGUGAUACAGAGGAUAAUGGAGACGGUGGGUGACGACGAGGACAUGCUGUUCUGUGCCCUGAAUCUCCACGAGGAGCUCCUGCUCGUCCUCUCCAAGUAUGCGGAGAUGGAGGCUCUGUUGCCCCCGCCCCACCACCCGGGCACCAACCCCCCGGCGGAGCCGAGCAUUCCCAGUGCGGGAGGCGCGAACGAGGCCGCAAGCCCCGGGAAGCCCGGGGAGGAGGCGGAGCAGGCGUUAUCAGCAGAUAAAGACAAAUAG